Molecule: messenger RNA, 2640 nt
Organism: Salvia miltiorrhiza (redroot sage)
Lineage: Eukaryota; Viridiplantae; Streptophyta; Magnoliopsida; Lamiales; Lamiaceae
Product: putative late blight resistance protein homolog R1A-10
Exons: 1
Coding region: 1-2640 (879 amino acids)
Biological process (GO): defense response to other organism
Molecular function (GO): ADP binding
Source: RefSeq, a predicted model, not a curated record
AUGGCUGCGUAUGCUGCUUUCAUUUCUCUCAAGUCCACGAUCCACCACUUCCUAAAAUACUACGACAUCUGCUUAACUCUCCCCUCCUUAAAAAUGUUACAACUUCUAUACAACCAAGUGGAGUCAUUUGAACAAUUUCUCAAUACAUCAGACAGCAGCAGUAGGAAGAGGAUGGAUGAUCGAUUUCAUCAGAUCGCGAUGGCAAUGGAUCAAUUUGAGGAUAUCCUUCUCAUCUACAAGUUAGAGCCGAGCGAAAGAGCACAAUCUGGAGGUGAGAUCGAUGGGUUUCUAGAUCUCGAUCACGUGAAACAAGCCUUCGACGCCAUUACUGCAUCAAUGCAGGAGCUGCAGGCUGAGCACGCCGUCGUUUCACCCAGAGAUUCUAGCGGUAAAUUGGUUGGCUUAUUUGAUCAGUACAAUCAACUCAAGGAGAGAAUCUUCCUUUGCCGCUUUGUUAUCUCAAUCGUUGGGAUGGCCGGCAACGGUAAGACUACUCUCGCUGAGGAAAUCUUGUGCGAUUUUGAUAUCGUGGAAAUGUUCGAGUCUCGUGCUUGGGUAGCAGUGGGCAGUACAUACGACAGAAGAGAUGUUCUGCUUCUGAUUCUCGCUCAAGUGGAUCCUGAUGCUUGCGCAAUGAUCGGUGCAGAGGAAGGUGAUAGGGAAAUAAGCAAGUAUCUGGAGAGGAGUUUGGAGGGUAAGAGGUUCUUGAUCGUGUUUGAUGAUGUGUGGGACGUUGACUUCUGGUACAAUCUGGAGUAUUUACUUCCCAACAAUGGCGACGGAAGCAAAGUCGUGCUCACGACUAGGUCGCGAGAAUUGGGUGAUGGUGCGGAGGCAGUUUUUGAUAUGCGGCUGCUGAGCGAGGAAGAGAGUUGGGAUCUUCUUCGCCACAAGGUGUUUGGUGAAGAGGAUUGCCCUUCUGAGCUGGUCAAAGCUGGGAAGAAGAUUGCAGAGUACUGUGAUGGUCUGCCUCUCACCAUUGUCGCAGUCUCCGGCCUUCUGUCUGAGGCCGACAGGACCUUAAAGUUCUGGAACGAGGUGGCGGCAAGGAAAAGGCAUUGGCUUUUCCUUGCUGCAUAUGAUGGGAUGUUGGAGGUGCUAUAUCCCAGCUACUGGUCCUUGUCUUUACAGUUAAGAAGGUGUUUUCUUUAUAUGGGAGUUUUUCCUCAAGAUUAUAAGAUCCCGCGGUCCAAGAUCAUUAAUUUGUGGAUUGCUGAAGAGGGAUUACUUGAUCCGAUAACAGACCAAUAUGGACAGCAAUUUUUGUUUGGAAUGAUUGGACUAGAAGAGUUCAAUCUUCUACGAAAUACUCCUGAGCAAGUGCUCGACUUGGAAAAUUAUGCUGUGGAGUAUUUGGAGGAUCUUGCUUCAAAAACUCUCGUCAUGGUCCACCAAAAGAGCACGACGAGAGCUGUGAUCAGAAGGAGUUGGGCUCAAGGUAUAAAAACAUGUGGCCUUCACUCUUCUUGGUGGCACCUCUGCCACAGAGAAGCUACCAAGAGGAAUGUUUUCUACAUCCUAACCAGUCUAGAAGACGGUGUAGGAGAAGACAUCAAAGGCCAGACGACGUUGUCCAUCCACCAGAACGUCUUGUUUGGCAUCAAAGAUGUGUACGAAUCAAUGGUGGAGAAUUGUGCAUCAUCUGCACGUUCUCUCUUAUGCUUUGGUCCAUACCAUCAGUAUCAAGUACCAGUGUGUUUUGAGCUCAGAUCACUGCAGCAUCUUGAUGCUCUCAACAUCCGUUUCUACAAGUUCCCUCUUGCAGCAACGGAACUAGUUGAGUUAAGGUACCUUGCUCUCACGUGCAACGGGAAGGUCCCUCCAUCCAUAUCCAAACUCCAGAAGCUCAAGUUCUUGAUUAUCCAUCAACAUUUUAACAUCAAAUUUCGUGGUGUUUCAUCGUAUCUGCCUAUGGAGAUAUGGGAUAUGAAAGAUUUGAGGUAUAUGCGGAUCAUGGGAAGUGACUUACCAUCAGGUGACUCUGUCUUGCCAAAUCUCUCAAAACUUUUACAUGUGAGCAGCCACAGUUGCACCAAGAGUGUAUUUGAGGGACUUCCCAAUCUAAGGAAGUUAGGAAUUCAAAUCGAAUUGACACCUUUUGGUGCUGAACCCCCUACCUACUUUGAUCACAUCUCCCUUCUCGAUGGAUUAGAGUCACUCAAAUGUGUUGUCGUGAAUCCUGAUUUCACGCCUAAGUUGAUUCCCCAACCAUCUCUCCCAAAUUUCCCAUCUCAUCUGGAGAAGUUAACUCUGACUGGGUUGGGUUGUUCAUGGGAAGAAAUGAGCAAGAUUGCUUCAUUGCAGAAGCUUGCAGUGCUGAAACUGCGAAGCAAUGCCUUUCGGGGACCAAAGUGGGAUUUCAAGGAGCACAGAUUCGUGAAACUUGAAUACCUUCUGAUUGAAGACUGUGAUUUGGAGAAAUUGGAAAUUGGAGAUGAAAGCUUCGAUGAUCUUCAGUACAUGUGCAUGAAGCACUGCUACAAAUUGAAGGAGAUCCGCGUCGAAUCUGAGCUUGCUAUUUCAAAUAUUGAAAUAGUUGACUGCAACACUUUAGCUGAAAAGCAAAUCAAGAAGGCUAUGUUAAGAUGCAACAGAUUAAUCCACAAUUUUUCUGUCCAUUCUUCAUGGAUGAAAUCAUGA